AUGUCGAAGAUCUUUGGAACGGCACGCUGGCUUCUUGGCCUUCCGCCUGCCAAAGCCGUCGAACCUCCCAAGCCUGCAACCGCCUUCCCUCGAUUUCGAGAGCUCCCGACCGAGAUCCGCUGGGCCAUCUGGUUGUAUGCUCUCCCCGCACCGCGAAUCUAUGAGCCAGCGGCUCCAACUGAUUGGCUUUUAACCCCUAUGAAACCAAUCACUUUCCUUCGAACCUUUGCUCCGCCUGUCUUGCGGGAAGUAUGCCAGGAGGCAUAUGAAGUCUGCAUGUCCGAAGGCGAGUUCAGAUUUGGCUGCUUCUUUAGUCACAUGCGAGGCAUCUGGUACAAUGAAGUCAGAGAUGCCAUCUAUUUCGCGUGCGAGAUGCAGCUCGAUCGAACGCACAUAUUCGAAGUGGACACCAUCUAUCUUUCUGCCGACUGUGCUCUCCGGUCCCCAGAUUGCCGAAACUUCCUCAUGUCCAAAAACUUCGACUUUUGCGACAAGCUGGUAAUCGCCCUUUACCCACCAGGUUCCUGGGAUAUGGAUGUGCAAACCCUCAAGGGGACGGAACCAAUCUUUAGAAAGAUCAUGGACUAUGAAAUUAUCGGCGAGCAUGCAUGGGAUACGACUGAUUGCUCCCUGGAACAGAGACGAAAGUGGAAUUCCGCUGUGGACGGGGAUGCGCACAAUAUCAUUUAUUGGCAGAGAGCCAAAGAAGUAAUCUUGGGACUCUUCAAAAUGCGACAGGAGGCGGCGCGUCUGGCGGGCAGGGAACAUUACGAAGAAGAUCUGGAGCUGGAGGCCGUGGAGGUCUUUCGCAAGCCGUUACCCAAAGCUCUGCCGGCUUAA
Messenger RNA from Colletotrichum gloeosporioides, 840 nucleotides. RefSeq lists its product as uncharacterized. The transcript has 2 exons. The record is from RefSeq and is a predicted model, not a curated record. Lineage: Eukaryota; Fungi; Ascomycota; Sordariomycetes; Glomerellales; Glomerellaceae. The coding region runs from base 1 to 840 and encodes 279 amino acids.